GGGUAUACUGCCUGGCUGUGUCCGUACUAAUAGAAAGUUGGCACUGGGGUAUCUGUGCGGGUUGACAUAGUGUGAGGGAGAUGACUGGGCCCUGGCUGUCCCCUCUUUACUUAUCCCCUAGCGCUUUGCUGCUACAAGAGGAGCCUUGCCGGCCGCGUUGCACGCAGGAGCGCAUGGCGUGCAGCGAGAUUAGGCCGUGUGCCCAAAGCCAGCUUCUUCAGUGUGCUUAUUAACAUACACAUAAAUGAUUGCCUGUCUCAGUUAGGGCUGCGAUCGUACAUCCUGGUUUAUUUAUACAUCUUUGAAUACAUCUGAGUAGCGUGGCUUUAUAGCAAGUUACAAACUAAUAUUGAUGGAAGCGGUCACUCAUAUUGGGGCCUGGGUAGUAUAGGAAACGGCAGGGAAAGUGAAUUAUAUGCCACUUCUUACAGGCCAAGAGUAGUAAUCUCUUGUUGGGCAAACCAGUAAACGGGAAGAUGCAAAUCUUUGUUAAAACCCUUACUGGGAAAACAAUCACCCUUGAGGUUGAGCCCAGUGAUACUAUUGAAAAUGUGAAGGCCAAAAUCCAGGACAAGGAAGGUAUUCCCCCUGACCAACAGCGUCUGAUCUUUGCUGGUAAACAACUUGAAGAUGGACGCACCCUAUCUGAUUAUAACAUCCAGAAAGAGUCCACUUUGCAUCUGGUGUUGCGUCUGCGUGGUGGUAUCAUUGAGCCUUCCCUUCGCCAACUUGCUCAGAAGUACAACUGUGACAAAAUGAUUUGCCGCAAGUGCUAUGCCCGCCUUCACCCUCGUGCUGUAAAUUGCCGUAAGAAGAAGUGUGGUCACACCAAUAACCUGCGUCCCAAGAAGAAGGUCAAAUAAACUGACCUUUGCAUCUAUUUUGAUUGUUGAUAACAAAUAAAAAAAAAACAGAAGACA
Molecule: messenger RNA, 920 nt
Organism: Xenopus tropicalis (tropical clawed frog)
Lineage: Eukaryota; Metazoa; Chordata; Amphibia; Anura; Pipidae
Gene: uba52
Product: ubiquitin A-52 residue ribosomal protein fusion product 1
Exons: 5
Coding region: 477-863 (128 amino acids)
Biological process (GO): translation
Cellular component (GO): cytoplasm; ribosome; nucleus
Molecular function (GO): structural constituent of ribosome
Source: RefSeq, a predicted model, not a curated record